UGAAGAUAUUCCUCAAGAAGACCACUGACCGGCUGUAGCAAAUGUCUCGUCAAAGCCUAUUUACCCCAGCCUUGGGACAACGGAAAGGCCUCAUAAGCCACACUGUCGAUUUAGUCCGAGCAUUGCUAUUCGACCGACGAUAUUUUUGGCACACUGCCUUCCUCCUCUUUCUGGGUGAAGUUGCGUUGAGCCUUUUGGUGAUAUGGAAGAUCCCUUAUACCAAGAUAGACUGGCCGGCAUACAUGCAACAAGUAGACAUGUUCCUUGCCGGCGAAAGGGAUUAUUCCAAGAUUGAGGGAGAGACAGGACCUCUGGUUUAUCCAGCCUUGCACUUGUACAUAUACACUGCCUUCCACCGUCUCUUGCCCUCCAUCGAAAAUGUUCGCCCAGCCCAAUUCGUCUUUCUCGGGUUCUAUCUCGCCACGUACUUGGCUAUCUCCACGAUCUACUAUCUCGCAGGGCGCCCGUCAAAUGGUGGCCAUCAUUUUCCGCAGGUAUUACUCAUUCCUUUGACCCUCUCUAAGAGGGCCCACUCAAUAUUCUUGCUUCGACUGUUCAAUGAUCCUAUCGCUAUGCUCAUCUUCUAUCUUUCCGUGAUUGCUUUCCAGAUUGGUGGCCGGAAGGGCUGGAGACUAGGAUGCGUGCUUUUCAGUCUCGCACUGGGAGUCAAGAUGAACAUCCUCAAUUUUUUGCCAGGUCUACUCGUUCUUCUUUUUCAAUAUCGCGGCAUUGUUGGCACAGUGGAAGGUCUCUCAAUCAUCGGUCUUAUCCAGUUCCUUCUUCCUGCUCCAUUUUUCUUUUCGAAAAGCAACCCUUACCUCAUUAGAGCAUAUUUCACUUCGGCUUUUGAUUUCUCACGACAAUUCUUGUAUGAAUGGACUGUCAACUGGAGGUUCAUCAGUGAAGAGACAUUCUUGAGCAGAGAGAGGGCCGUGACUCUACUUGCAGGACAUCUUACCGUCUUGGGGUUAUUUGCAGCAUUUAAAUGGUCACCGGUGCCCGGUGGCACUUUGAGGGUACUGCGGAAGGGGUUCUCUGACCCGCUAAAUCAAGCUUUAGAGGUUUCACAGGUUCCAGCCUAUCACAUUCCAUUAGUCUUAUUUUCUGCCAAUCUUAUAGGCAUGCUCUUUGCCCGUUCUUUGCACUACCAGUUCCACUCGUGGUAUUUCCACCAGUUACCUUUCUUGCUCUAUUCAGGUGCUGGUUGGGGAAAUAUGUUGACUAGUGUCCUCAUAUGGGUUACUGUGCAGUAUGCGUGGGAAACAGCCCCAUCCACCAUAAGUACUUCUGCUGCGCUUUUAGCUGGGCACGGGGCAAUGGUUUUUGGACUUUUCUUUCAUGGAAUGAAACGCCCAUCAUCAAGCCAGAAAUCUAAGGCUAAAUAAUUUUCGACAUAUUGUGACGUAGCUACUGUUUGCAUGGAUAGGAAACA
Molecule: messenger RNA, 1432 nt
Organism: Cryptococcus deneoformans JEC21
Lineage: Eukaryota; Fungi; Basidiomycota; Tremellomycetes; Tremellales; Cryptococcaceae
Product: alpha-1,3-mannosyltransferase, putative
Exons: 7
Coding region: 42-1385 (447 amino acids)
Cellular component (GO): endoplasmic reticulum
Molecular function (GO): dol-P-Man:Man(5)GlcNAc(2)-PP-Dol alpha-1,3-mannosyltransferase activity
Source: RefSeq, a predicted model, not a curated record